Messenger RNA from Miniopterus natalensis, 6973 nucleotides. It is a transcript of the gene PTBP3, whose product is annotated as polypyrimidine tract binding protein 3. Lineage: Eukaryota; Metazoa; Chordata; Mammalia; Chiroptera; Miniopteridae. Gene Ontology annotation, biological process: mRNA processing. The record is from RefSeq and is a predicted model, not a curated record. Gene Ontology annotation, molecular function: RNA binding. Gene Ontology annotation, cellular component: nucleus.
GGCGAGUGCCCGCGUCCCUGCACAUCUGGGCGGCGACCGGGUCCCGCAGCCGGGGCCCCACGCGGGGUCUUGGCGUGCGGGGGAGCCGGCCGAGGUCCCCGGACUUGAGCUCUGAGCUGUGUUAACGAUUUCUGUAGACCGGGCGUCUGGGGUGACCAUGGACGCCUCCCCCCGCCCCCAAGAAACUUCGUGAAUUCCCUGCCAUGUAUGCAAAAUAUUGUUGUUGUUACAGAUCUUAUAGCAGUCGGUUUAAAGCGGGGAUCUGAUGAGCUUCUUUCUUCUGGCAUCAUUAACGGACCUUUUACCAUGAACAAUUCUACUCCUUCUACAGGUGUGUAUGCUAAUGGGAAUGACAACAAGAAAUUUAAAGGAGAUAGACCUCCCUGUUCGCCUUCCCGUGUUCUCCAUCUUCGCAAAAUUCCAAGUGAUGUCACCGAAGCAGAGGUCAUAUCAUUAGGUCUACCAUUUGGCAAAGUAACUAAUCUUUUGAUGUUGAAAGGAAAAAGCCAGGCUUUCUUAGAAAUGGCUUCUGAGGAAGCUGCUAUUACUAUGGUGAAUUAUUACACUCCUGUUACACCUCACCUUCGAAGCCAGCCUAUUUUUAUUCAGUAUUCCAAUCACAGAGAACUUAAGACUGACAAUCUACCUAAUCAAGCUAGAGCCCAAGCUGCACUGCAGGCUGUCGGUGCUGUCCAGUCGGGAAGUCUGGCCCUUCCUGGAGCUCCCACCAAUGAAGGCACAAUGCUACCUGGGCAGAGCCCUGUGCUCCGAAUAAUUAUUGAAAACCUCUUUUACCCUGUUACUCUGGAAGUUCUUCAUCAGAUAUUUUCUAAAUUUGGCACAGUGCUGAAAAUUAUCACCUUUACGAAGAAUAACCAGUUUCAAGCCCUGCUUCAGUAUGCUGACCCCCUGCAUGCACAGUACGCCAGAGCGGCUCUGGAUGGCCAGAAUAUCUAUAAUGCAUGCUGCACUCUGCGUAUUGACUUCUCCAAGCUCACCAGCCUUAAUGUGAAAUAUAAUAAUGACAAAAGCAGAGACUUCACUCGCUUAGACCUUCCUACUGGUGAUGGCCAUCCAUCCCUUGAAUCCCCUAUGGCUGCUGCUUUUGGUGCACCAGGUAUAAUUUCCUCACCAUAUGCAGGGGCUGCUGGAUUUGCCCCAGCCAUUGGAUUCCCUCAAGCUACAGGUCUGUCAGUCCCAGCUGUUCCUGGAGCUCUCGGUCCCCUCACACUCACUUCCUCUGCUGUCACUGGAAGGAUGGCCAUUCCUGGGUCUGGUGGCAUACCAGGAAAUUCUGUUCUGCUUGUCACCAAUCUCAAUCCUGAUCUUAUCACACCACAUGGGCUGUUUAUCCUGUUUGGAGUAUACGGUGAUGUACAUCGAGUGAAGAUUAUGUUUAAUAAGAAAGAAAAUGCUUUGGUUCAGAUGGCAGAUGCAAAUCAAGCUCAGCUAGCAAUGAACCACCUGAACGGUCAGAGACUUUAUGGAAAAGUGCUCCGUGCUACACUGUCCAAACAUCAAGCAGUUCAGCUUCCUCGAGAGGGACAAGAAGACCAAGGUCUGACUAAGGAUUUUAGCAAUAGUCCUUUGCAUCGCUUUAAAAAGCCUGGCUCUAAAAACUUCCAGAAUAUUUUUCCACCUUCAGCCACUCUGCAUCUUUCCAACAUCCCACCUUCCGUUACAAUGGAUGAUCUGAAGAACCUUUUCACAGAAGCUGGAUGUUCAGUGAAGGCUUUUAAAUUCUUUCAGAAAGAUCGCAAAAUGGCUCUUAUUCAGUUGGGAUCUGUGGAAGAAGCAAUCCAGGCCCUCAUUGAGCUUCAUAAUCAUGACCUUGGAGAAAAUCACCACCUCAGAGUUUCCUUCUCAAAAUCUACAAUCUGACUUUUCUGUGAAUUUUUCUCCUAAGACUGGACCGUAAUUGCAGUAAAACAUUCAGACAUAGACUGAAGCAGCUCAAGACCAAUUCUGCCUCUUUUACAAAAACAAUUUUUUCUGAGUUUGCUAUUUAAGAAUAUUCAAAAAAUUAAGGGAUGUUUUCCCCCCUGCUAAUAUGUGGUCAAACAUGUGUUCUCCCUUUAUACCAUAGUUUCUGUGAAAAUAAUCUUUAAAAGAAAAUCAGGUAAAAAAAUUUUUUUUCAGUGAUUUAAUUCCCCAUAUUAAAUUGGAUUUCAAGAGGACAGACUUUCUUCUAGUUUGAGUCCAGAUAGCCUUAUACAUUUCUAAACUCCUUUGUACUUUAAAAAGCUUAAACAUACCAACUUUUAAAAUUACUUGAUGUAAGUAAUUUCAGUUUCUUACAAUCAAGUUUUUAACUUUAUGAUUCAGAAUUUGUUCACUUAUAAAUUAUAUCAGUUAUUUGGCAUAUAUUGAUAGUUAUACAUAAACAAAUUGGUUUGUGUUGGAAGCAGAUUUAUAAACUUCCAUGUUUUCUUUCAGUGGUUUUUUUUUUGUUGUUUUUUUUUUUUUCACUGUAAGACACUCCUUUGAAUAUUACAUACCUUUAAUUUUUUAAGACUAUUUGGAGAAAUGAAGUGUCUCAACUGUCCCUAAGGAAAUUAAGUGGCAUUCAACUAGGAUCAACUAAGGUGUCAGAAUAAUUAAUAACUUGAUUAGGAAAAAAUUAUGUUUUAAAUUUCAAAAUGACACUUACUUGCUAAGUAAUAUAAUACAAUCUUAGAAAAUUUUAAAAAAAACACCUCUAUAAACUACUUUUUUAUAAUUGUUUUCAGAAAAAAAGUUUACAGUCUUAAGGAAAAUAUUCAGGUCUAUCAUAUGGUUUGACAGAUUUUUAAAAGUUAUUUUUGGUAAGGUCUUCUUUUAGAAAAAAAUUAAUCUCAAGGGUUUUUUGUACCACUAUAAUCUGUAAUACUUAUUCAGAAUUACUGUGUAUUUACUUAAUUUCUUAUUAUGUGCCUUAUUAUGUGCUUAUGAUACAAUAGGUUAGAGUUUUAUCUAAGUAUCUUGAAAGCUAUAUCGUGGGCUUGGUGAGUGUUCAUCUUUUCUUUCCCUCUUUUGGUAAGGAUUUUAAAGUUUUUUUUUUCAUUGCUAUUUUAAGUGGUUUUCAAUAAGUAAUAGUUUUUAUUCAAAUUUAUGGUGCUUUGGUGCAGAGAUGGGGUGGGGAAGGGUAAGUGGUUUGGAGAAUAACUCAGUGCACACUUGUAGGCCUCUUCACAUUGUGACCAGUAGCGGUCAUUGCCAUUAUGGCUUCCCAAUUUAGAGCUAUGAAAUGCGGUCUCAGUUUCUGGAUCUUGUCUAAUCUUUAUCAUUCAUCAGAUGUUAUCUCAGGAUUACUUGUUUUUUUCUCAGUACUCAAGCGAGAACUUGCUUUUCUCUGUUAAAGUAGCUUCAUUACUGACUACCCACAUAUAUGGUGAAUGACAGAGUGGGUUCCUUCUCAUUCUCAGUCUCAUUCCCUUUUUAGUUUUCCAAAUGUAAGCAUGCAUGUUAAUGAUUGUAUAAUGUAAAAUUGUUUCUUUUUAAUGAGAAACUUUGCUUUUGUUGCUUACUCCUUCAUUGCUUGAUCAGAUUUUUUAAAAGCAGGAUUCGUCAAAAGGGACACUUUUGUCCACCACUUUUAUGCUUUUCAGAAUCUCGGAGCGACUCGUCUCACCUGUAGGAGGAAGAGCUCAACCUCUUUGCUGUGUUCCAGCUGUUAAUUUGAACACAGGAAGGUUUCUACAAAGAAUUGGAGACAAAAGAUACUAUAGUUGUUAAAAAGCAGAAUUCACUCAACACUGAGCAACAGUCAGUUGGUGUAAUAGGAAGGACACUAAAUUGAGAUUUUUUGGGUGGAUCAGUUUAGCAUUGGUUGAAUAGAUAGGUAUAAUCACUUAACAAGAUUUUAUUUUUUCACUUAGAUUUUUUUUAGCAAAACACUGGGUAAAGGGGGAGGAAAAAAAUUUCUUUGAGGAAUCUCCCAAAAUUUGCUUCAUUUUUCCUUCCAUGCAGGCACUAUUAAAAUUUUCAGUGGCAUGUUAAAUUGGAUUGUUUUAUUUGCUUUGAGUUAAGAAUGACUGUGUAAUUUAAAGUCAUGAUUUUCAUAAUAUUCAGUGUGUAAGUGUAGCAAAAGUGUAGCAGAAGGGAGAUCAUAAUGGUGUUGAAUGUAAUUUCAAAGUAGAGCAUGGCCUUUAAAUCUGAGAGAACAUUUGAAUCCUUUUCAGGGAUUUGUGUAUGUGUGUGCAUAGAUAAGUGUGUGUGUGUAUAUACAUAUACAUUUAUUCACACGCACACACACACUCUUCUGAUGUUGUACAUACAUAUACACAUUACAUACCUUUUAAUUUAUUGACAAAGGAAAUUAAUCAAAUUAAGAUUUGGAAAAGUGAGAUAUUAUUUAAAAUAGUGUGUUUGAAACCAUCAAUUUGUGUCUAAAAUUAGCUGUAGCACAUGGAUGUUGUCCAUACUGGGCUAUUUGCUGUUUGAAUUCUAGAAGUCUACAGUGUUUGUGUUGGCAUAGUUCCUGUAAAAAGAUUUUAAAAUAUCAGGGUAGUGGAAAAAUUAGAUCUUUGUGUUUUUUGUUUUUGGCAUGCAUUUAUUAGAUAUCUUCUAGUUUUCACUGUUGAGCUGACAUAGUAUUCUAUUUUUAAGUUUAUUUACUUUAUUUUAAAGAGUAUUGUCUCACCACUUUUGGAAGUGUCUUCACUUUUACACAAAGUAUGUAUAUUCAGGACUUUAAAAAAAAUAGCAGUACAUGUUUAACAUCAGCAAUUUAUGCCAAAAAGUUUUUCUUUGAGAUUUAAAUAACUUGCAGAGCAGUAAAAUGUGUCGUGGGUGAGAUACAAAUAGAAAAAUGACCAAGUAUCUUAAUUGAUAAUUUAACUGAAGAGUAUCUGUAUUUUACUAAUAGCUCCUAUAGGAUGCCAUAAAUUCUUAAAGACUAAAUAUUGUGAUCAUUUAUUUGUAGUUUCUGAUUUUUUUAUCGAAAGAUGCAGAUCUCACAGUUUUUAGAGACAUAUUUUUUUUCUGCCUGCCUAAUUCCUUAUUGGAGCAGAGCAAUGCCUUCUGUGGCUCUACUUACGAUGGUAAUCAUAGGUUCUGUCUCAGUUGGUUAGAAGUAACUCUCAUGAAUGUCUCCUCAGUUUCAUGUAAACUUUUCAAAGCUUCCAUAUCCUUAGGCAGCAAAGUUUAUAUAUACAUUGAGUAAAUUAUCAUGUAAUUUUUCUUCUGUUCCCACUAUAUAUUUUUGGACAAAAGAUGACCAGCUCAAAAGUAUGUGCCGCCCCCCCCCCCAUGAGUCACUUAAAAUCCCGAAGUUUGCCAAACUAUUAGCCUAUCUCUUAGAAAACCUAAUGUGUACUGCUAUUUUUAAAACCAAAAAAACAGCAUGACUAUGUGUAAAAGCAUUUCUCUUUGCCUUUCCUUUGUCUUGAUCUGUUAACAAGAAUAAAACUGCCAGACUUAAAAUAUUCUACUAUUGUGCUCAAAGAAAUACAGUUUAGAUUGCACAGAACUUUUUCUUUAAAGAAAAUAUAACUCAGCUGUCUUUUAAAAGAGCUGUGUUGUUAUUUACAAGACUACUUGCAGUCUUUUUUCAGAGCAAAUUCUAACAGUUUUGAAUUGUUUAAAAAAGUAGAAAAUUGCUAAAAUAUAGUUUUAGGAGUUUUAUAUAGAGAGAAAAACAAAACGGGACCAAAGUUUAUGUGCCUUCUUCAGUAGUCUUAACCUUUUCUUCCUAUUCGAGACUAAGGUAGUAUCAGUAUUCUGGUUUUCAGGAAGUAUGUACUAUAUAGUUUUAAAAGAAUGUUAUCCCACAGGCUAUUCAUCAUACAAGCGAAGAAUUGUAACUGUGUAAAUGAAGCCUCAGUUACACUUUUGCCUUUAUCGCAUAAUAUUCAUUAUAUAGCAUUGUGCAGGUCCAAGAACAGAGCUGCUCGCUCUAAAUCUUUGUGGUAGUCAUCUUAGUUUCUGUAACCUGAUGCAUAUGUUCCAGAGAACAGGGAUAUUUGUCUGGUCCAGUGACCUUAGUGAUACUAGUCAUAAUGGAAUCUGCUUAUGGCCAGCUGAAUUCAGCACUGUAAACAGGUUUUUGUUCUUGUGUUAUUUUCAGUUCCUGAAUCUAUGUAGUCAUUGUAAUAACAAAUAUUUAAAUAGCUAUUUUUUGAUGUCAUACUCUGGUCUUUUCCCCUUUACUAUUGUUACCCAGAUAUUUAAAAAAUUCAUCCCACAUCCAGAAAGUACUAAUUAUGAAGACUGCUGACCAAGCAAAGUUUUGCAUCAAAAUGUCACCUCAUUGCUCUGACCAAAGACUGACUUCUGGUUUUAACUCCUCUCUAUUAAGCAUUUUUUCCCAAGCUCCUUCCUGAAAGAAGACCCAGCGCAAAGCGGCCUUUACUUUCUAUUUCCUAUUGGUGAAUAGACUACUUAGAGAAAACGGGAGUUGAAAUGUGAACAGAAUGGAUUAGAAUGACAAGGGUUUGGUAGGCAUUUUCAGUACUGUAUUUAAGAAAAAAAUAGCACAGCUAGGAGCCUAUGACAUUGUUUCAUGUUUUAUGUGGUCUGUUCAUAAGAUUCCCUUUUUCAGUUUAUAAGAAUGUUCAUCUAACAGAAGAAGAUGCUGUAAAUAUUUGUAACAACAUUUUUUUUAAACAGGCCAAAAAAGAAAAAAAAGGGGGGGUUUUGGGAACAAGUUAACAUAUAAAGUGGUUUUAUAUAAAACAUCGAUUGUCUUGUAUAUUUUGAUAAGCAGCAGUGCCAGCUUCAUUUGUAACAGUUUGUGGCAUUGGGAAAAAAGGAUUCUGUGAUUAUUGAAGUGAACUGUUAUAAAUGCAAAGAGAAGAUAAAAUAUUAAAAAACAUAUUUUCUAAAUGCGUCGUGCAUGGUUAAUUCAAGCUUCUGUACACAACAGUGUAUUCCAUUCUCGUUCAGUUUGUAUGUUUGCCGACUAUGACUUGAUAUCUCUAACCUCUUUUCCUAACAAGUAUAGCAUUGUAGCAUGCCUUUUAAUAAAUGUCAUGACAUCUGUAUGCUCUUAAAA